AUGAUCUCAUCCGAAGUUUACCCCGAAUUAUCCACAGUAGAGAUGGCUCUAGAUUUAAAGCCGCCCAAAAAUGGCCCUAGCUUUCGGGUUAUAGCACCGACAAAAGGGCGCAUUGAAACACCAGUAUUUCCAGCAUGGAGCUCUUGUGGUCCAACAAACGACACGAAAGACCCAACCAGUUGGGGAAGACAGGCAUCUGAUUGGGCCAUUCGUGCAGGCCUCGCUGAAGGUAUGGGUUUGCAUGCGGUUCGCCGGGAAGCGCUCAUUAAGGCCAAUGAUCACGGUUAUAGUUUAGGCCAAGUACUCAAGUUCGCGUCUCAAAACAAUCCGAAUGUACUCAUUCAGAGCUACCUCGGUAAUAUACCGACAGUUGACGGUGCGGCCAAUUACCUUGGCUUGAAACACCGCACAGAUCUGGCGGAAGCCUUUCGCUCAAAGACUAUGAAGUGGAACCCGGCACUUUAUCAGUCAAUCCCAAUGAGAGACCUGAAGGAUCUCCAAAGCAGCCAACAAUAUAGGGAGAUUGAAAGCAGGAUCGCAGAGAUCGAAUCUGCACUGAAGAAAUUAAUUCCUGAAGAUAAAAAGGACCAGAUACGCCAGGAGACAGAAGAGCAAGAGAAGAUACGAGAGCUGAAGGGGCAAAAGCUGAUAGAGCAAGAGAAGAUACGAGCGCUGAAGAAGCAAAAGCUGAAAGAUUUACAAGCCUCUCAACCAAUUGUUUACGAAACUGAGGAAUGCCCACACAAACAAUGGGACUGGCGCCAAAGCAAGUUUCAACGCUUCAAGCAUAUGCUAUCAGAACAGCGUAUUCGCCUUAUCGAUGUUAUGAAAAAGCCUUUAGUUCCGCGGAGUGAGGAAUGGGUUUCUGCCCUGCGAGAUCUUGUGACGCUCCGUAAAACUUCUUCACAACUGGCUUUUCAAGAUGGGUUGAGGCCCAACGAUGGCGGCUGCCCUUCGUGUGAAAAGUCCAUGAAUGAAUUUCGUCCAACGGCUCAAUGGAGGCAUAUUUACGCCUGUUGCAAGGAAAAGCAUUCAAAAGAGUCCGGAUUCGCUCAAUUUUGUUUUCUUUGCAACAUAUGGGUGACAAGCGAAGAAGGCUGGGAAACUCAUUGUCAACAACAUUUUAAAGCUGGCAACAUCCCCUUCCGAUGUGAUCCGCUUACCUUUCGUCAUGGAACUGCCUGCGCUGGAUACUGCCCUCUAUCCAAGAGCUCUCUCUCUGAAGAUGUCACUAUGGCCGAUAGCAGCCUGGUUUGCGCGACAUGGGAGAACCCUAAGGCCGACAUAAAGGAUGUGAUAGUCGAUCCAAAGUUAUAUGAAGUUACGAAAAGCGACGCAUUAGCAGCCGAGGUAUCAGAGACGCAUAUUAAUGACACGAAUAGCCAUAAAGCAUCGCUACCAGAUGACGACUAUGACGCUCACAGUCUCCUUGCUAAAUACGGGUAUCAACACAAACGUCGCAAAAUUAUGCUGUAUCUUGUGAAGUGGAAUGACGGAUCAACGACCUGGGAGCCGGAAGAAUCGAUUUCAAAACACAGUCUCAUUGAUGAGCUGAAUAUAGGAUACAAGGGGUUUAACAACGGGAUCAAAGUGAUUAAAAGUCGGAUCAAGAGUAAGAAAACUCAGUAUCGUGUACAGUUUUUGAAUUAUGCGGGAGUUGAGGCAGAUGAAUUUUGGUGGGUUCAUGAGGAGGAUUUGGACCCAGAGGCAAUACAAAGAUAUAAAGCUGAAGAGGGGGGAAAGAAGGCAUCGUAG
Messenger RNA from Trichoderma asperellum CBS 433.97, 1755 nucleotides. Lineage: Eukaryota; Fungi; Ascomycota; Sordariomycetes; Hypocreales; Hypocreaceae. The record is from RefSeq and is a predicted model, not a curated record.